Molecule: messenger RNA, 1891 nt
Organism: Camelina sativa (false flax)
Lineage: Eukaryota; Viridiplantae; Streptophyta; Magnoliopsida; Brassicales; Brassicaceae
Product: protein COBRA
Biological process (GO): plant-type cell wall cellulose biosynthetic process; cellulose microfibril organization
Cellular component (GO): plasma membrane
Source: RefSeq, a predicted model, not a curated record
CUCAUUGCUUCUCGCUCGUUCGUAUUCUCACCAAAGCUACACAAGAAAAAAGAAAAAACAAAAUCUUGCUGCUAUCUAUCUUUCUCUCUAUAAGUCCACUCCUCCUCCUAGCGAAGCCACCUUCCUCUUCUUCUUAUUACUUUGAGAUUGGUUUUUUAAGAUUUAGCCAGAGAAUUAAAAAAAAAAAAAAAGCUUCGUCUCUUGGUUCUGCUCUGAUCAACAGAGAAUUAAAAAUAAAUAAAUAAUGGAGUCUUUCUUCUCCAGAUCCACUUCCGUCGUCGCCAAAUUCAGUUUCUUGGCGUUAUGGACCGUCUUCUUGAUUUCUUCAUCUUCUUUUACUUCUACAGAAGCAUAUGAUGCGCUUGAUCCAGAAGGGAACAUUACAAUGAAAUGGGAUGUCAUGAGUUGGACUCCUGAUGGCUAUGUUGCUGUGGUUACCAUGUUCAACUUCCAGAAAUACAGACACAUUCAAACUCCAGGAUGGACAUUAGGUUGGAAAUGGGCUAAGAAGGAAGUUAUUUGGAGUAUGGUUGGAGCACAAACAACCGAACAAGGUGAUUGUUCAAAGUACAAAGGAAACAUUCCGCAUUGUUGUAAAAAAGAUCCAACGGUUGUAGAUCUGCUCCCGGGGACUCCUUAUAACCAGCAGAUUGCUAAUUGCUGCAAAGGAGGUGUCAUGAACUCAUGGGUUCAAGACCCUGCCACUGCAGCUAGCUCCUUCCAGAUCAGUGUUGGCGCGGCUGGAACCACAAACAAAACCGUUCGGGUGCCAAGAAACUUCACUCUCCUUGGACCUGGUCCAGGUUACACUUGUGGUCCAGCAAAGAUUGUGAGACCAACAAAAUUUGUCACAACGGACACACGCAGAACCACUCAAGCUAUGAUGACAUGGAACAUUACGUGCACAUACUCACAGUUCCUUGCUCAAAGAACUCCGACUUGCUGCGUUUCUUUAUCUUCUUUCUACAAUGAAACCAUUGUCGGAUGUCCAACUUGUGCUUGCGGAUGCCAAAACAACAGAACCGAAUCUGGUGCCUGCCUCGACCCGGAUACACCACACUUGGCCUCAGUUGUGUCACCGCCGACAAAGAAAGGAGUGAUAUUACCGCCGCUAGUGCAAUGCACAAGACACAUGUGCCCUAUCAGAGUGCAUUGGCACGUGAAGCAGAACUACAAAGAGUAUUGGCGAGUGAAGAUCACAAUCACAAACUUCAACUAUAGAUUGAACUACACACAAUGGAACCUCGUAGCUCAACACCCAAAUCUGGACAACAUCACUCAGAUCUUCAGCUUCAAUUACAAAUCUCUCACUCCUUACGCUGGAUUAAACGAUACAGCAAUGUUAUGGGGAGUGAAGUUCUACAAUGAUUUCUUAUCAGAAGCAGGGCCACUUGGGAAUGUUCAAUCAGAGAUAUUGUUCCGUAAAGAUCUAUCAACCUUCACAUUCGAAAAAGGUUGGGCUUUUCCUCGCAGGAUUUACUUCAAUGGAGACAAUUGUGUCAUGCCUCCUCCUGACUCUUACCCUUUUCUACCCAACGGUGGUUUCCGGCCAAAAUACUCAUUCUUCGCCGCCGUGCUUCUCCCUGUUCUUGUCUUCUUCCUCUUCUCCACUUAAUCUCAGAUUUACGGUUUUGCCACUGGGGUAUUACGGUUAGGGUUUCUACGGUGGAGUGGUACAAACGUUAUUUAUGAUUCUUUCGUGUCCUACAAACUAUAAAUCUUUUGAUACAUUUUUUUUUUUAAUAUAUAUAGUUUUCAACUUCGUUUUUUUUUUUGUCUUUUUUCCAUUUUAUAUCUUUUGUGUUCAGUAACAUUGUCGGUCGGUCCUUGUAGAAAUAUCAUAGAUAUUGUAAACUUCUUUUUCCCUAAUGUUAUAUUUUGCUUUAUGUUA